Pararge aegeria (speckled wood butterfly) is the source of this 2577-nucleotide messenger RNA. Its product is annotated as katanin-interacting protein-like. The coding region runs from base 19 to 2457 and encodes 812 amino acids. Lineage: Eukaryota; Metazoa; Arthropoda; Insecta; Lepidoptera; Nymphalidae. The record is from RefSeq and is a predicted model, not a curated record. The transcript has 15 exons.
UAAACUGAUGGCUGAAGAAUGGCACAGCAACGCGGUUUUGAGCUUUCGGCUGAGGACGCGAAAGUUCCAUUAUGGCUCGAAGAUAUUACCAAGAAAAUCAAAGAGACGCACAUAAAAAACAACAUAGGUGAUUCCUCUUCAACAUACGAACUUCCAGGACCAAGAUAUGGAAAUACAAAAAUGGAAAACCACAGAUUUUUACGACGAACGUCGUUAGAUACGCCGAUGGAUAUGAUUUUGAAGCCCCAAAAACAACAAAUUGCACAUUCAGCUGGCACUUUACGGAGUAAUCGUAUAAAUGGUUAUACCCAUAAUGGACGAAGAAAACCAAAUGUCAACGGCAAACUUGAAUGGAGUGAUUCUACAAGCGGUGCAACAAAUGAUUUCCUCUCGGACCUUCUUCCGCAUUACGUGACGCCGCGGCACAGGGUCUUAAACAGUAAUGGCGAUGAUGAUUUUAAUGACGUCGUUUUAGGAUCACGUUUCCAUGAAGCUAACAGAAAUAACCAAAAACUUUUUUCGAACGAAGCAUCAUCAAAUGGUUCACAGCUUAUCUAUAAAAAGACUAUCACCAACGUGAACCCAAAAAAACCUACAUCAUACAUUUCAAUGCCGAGUAAAAAUGUCCAAAAGGAGAGACCUAAAACUGAAUUUAUUAUACCAGAACUACCAGAAGGGAGACUGUUAGAGAUUAAAAUUUAUUCAAACUGGGGAGACAAAUUUCUUGUUGGUUUGAAUGGCGUGGAGAUGUUUGAUUCGAAUGGUCAUCAGGUUAAGAUUGAGAAGGUCUGGACCGAUUCAGACACCGGAGAUCAUUCCAAGUACGGUCGUUUAGAGAACAUAGUGGAUGGCGUGUGUCGCACAAGGGAUGACAAAAAUGCGUGGAGCGCGUCCGCCCCUCGAGCACUACCUAUUGCAGUUAGUGUGUUGUUGACGACUUGCACUAAACUCGCUGUUUUGAGGAUAUGGAAUUACAACAAGUCACGUAUCUAUUCGAGCCGCGGUAUACGCUUGGUUCAGAUCAAGUUAGACGACCAGAUUAUAUUCCACGGUGAAAUUGCUCGUGCCAGUGGAGAGCUAGUAGGGUCGAUGCAGUGUUUUGGAGACACCAUUCUCUUCACCAAAGAUCCCAGUAUCCUCGAAUCGAUCUUGGCUAACGAUAAGAACUUUCAAGAACUUUUGAAGGACGUUGAACCACUGGCUGAUGCUUCAAUUGUUGAAAAACGUCCACCUACAGCAAAUGCGAGUAAAAACAAUUCGAGUCCUACGACAUUAGAGGAUUUUGAGAGCAACGAUCAAGAAAUUAAAUAUGUUGUGAAGAAUAUAAGGUUGACUUUAAUGUCCAAUUGGGGGCAGAAACAACUUAUUGGUUUGACAGGCGUAGAUAUACUGUGCAAUAACGAUAGAAUUGAAGUAAAUCGCGCAUAUGCCUAUUCGUUAAAUAUAAGCGAUGAUUUAAGUCCGACAUACAAAAAUUUCAUCGAAUGCAAAAGUUUAUUUAACGGUAACAAUAUUACCACGGAAGUUGGUGAUAUGUGGUGCACUAAAUUCGCCUCGGGAUCUAAAUUCUGUCAUAUCGUCAUGGAAUUUAUGGUGCCAACGGAAAUAACUAGUAUCCGUAUAUGGAAUUACAACGCAAGCAUGGAAAUGUCGUACAUUGGCGCGAAACAUGUACGCAUUUCGCUCGAUGAGGAGCCAUUACAUCAGCAAGCUAUACUACUGCGACGGGCUCCAGGCGACACGAGCUAUGACUACGUACAGCACCUCGAACUCGCUACACUAGAUGAUAGGUCAAAAAGUCAGCAUGUUUCUGACACGACUCCGGAAUGGUACGGUACACUAGAACUGAAAGUACCAACGGGCUUCGUCCUGCAAAUCAGUAUUUAUUCUACAUGGGGUGAUCCUUACUACGUCGGGCUUACUGGCAUCGAGCUGUAUGAUCCCCACGGAAAUAUGAUCAGCGUUUCCGAGUCUAAUGUAUGCGCGCAGCCAGCCAGUGUGAAUGUACUGGAAUCGCGCGGUUCUCGUGGCGUCCGUGACGUCCGCACGCCCGCGCGUCUCGUGGACGGUCAGAACUCGCGCGCGUCGCACGCGCACCACUCGUGGCUUGCACCCAUCUUGCCACAUACACUCAACAGGGUAUUUUUCGUCUUUGAUACCCCUGUUUCAGUAUACGGAAUGAAGAUUUGGAACUACGGCAAAACACCUACUAGAGGCGUGAAGGAAUUUGGGGUAUUAAUGGAUGACCUGCUGGUAUACACGGGCUCACUGGAAAUGGCCAAAGAUGAAGAGUUAGUUGCCCAGUGGAUAUGCUUACAGGACGUCGAUCUGGACAAUCUUUCACCCAGUCCGUCCGACGCAAGUCGCAGUACGACGAGUGGUAGCGCCGCCGAUCCCGCCGCCAGACCUCACACCGCAGUACAUGGGUUUACGUUUAGAAGCGAUCACGCACACUGAGCGUGAUUUUAGACGCUGCGCUAAUGAACACUCUGUCUUAGCUCCAGAUUUUCGAACUUUUCUUAUAAUGUUAACAAUAUAAUAUAAUAUUUGACGGCCGAUUGGCGCAGUGGGCAGCGA